AUGUCUUCGAGGACUGAUAGUGACUAUACGGACCACUAUCCACAUGCACCGGAUAAAUUCCGUGACUCUACGAACAAUCACAUCCAGUCUCUCAAAAAAAAAUAUCGUGAAUGCCAUGAUCGAUUGCAUGCCACUGGUGCUGGUGUCGUGCCACAGGACGAAAACACCACUCAGAAUUUACGUGCACAAGUACUCAAAGAAUUUCCGUGGUAUGACGAUCUUGCUAUCAUCUUGAGGGGCAAUCCGGCAUUGUCCCUCAAGACAGUCUCAUCACGCCCAGGAAUGGACCACGCCGCCAACUUUUUCUCAAUCUCUCAUGCAGCUGGGAGCUCAUACUCUAAUGGCCUGAAUUCUGGAAGCGCCCAGUAUGGCUAUGCCCCUGGCACUCUUCCUCCUGGCACUCAUCCUCCUCCUGGCGCUUAUCCUCCUCCUGGGGAUUAUUAUCCUUCUUCCAGCGCUCAUUCUCCUUCCGGCGCUCAUCUUCCUCCCAGGGAUUAUUCUUCUUCUGGCGCUCAUCCUCCUCCUGGGGAUUAUUCUUCUUCCAGUGCUCAUCCUCCUCCUGGGGAUUAUUCUCCUUCCGGCGCUCAUCUUCCUCCCGGGGAUUAUUCUCCUUCCGGCGCUUGUCCUCCUUCCAGCGCUCAUCCUCCUUCCGGCGCUCGUCCUCCUCACCCCAACACUCAACAUCACUUCACUCCAACCAGCAGUCAACAUAGAUUGGGUCACGUCCCUCAGCCCUAUCAGAUGGGCCACCGCGAGGAGUACGCGCAGCACCCUCAGUUUCAAUUGCACAGCACGCCUCCCCCCUCUGACUCUCUUCUCGACGACGACGAGGACAUCCAUAUGCCGGAUUACUUUGGCCCCCUCGAUGAUGACGAGGGGAUGGAUUUUUCAUUCGGCGACCUACCACCACGAAUUCCCCCGGUGAUGCGUGAUUACCGGGAGGAAACUAAUGUUACCAUCCUCAAUAGUCCGCCUAGGCCUACAAGAUCUAAACGACCACCUCCUCCAUCAUCCCCAUCCCCCCCUAUCACUCCCCCGCCUCAAUCAGAGUUCAUUCUACCGCCGAAAUCGCAAACUGCCCUCCGUGACAGUCGCAGUUCCUUUGCGCUCGCUGAUCUGAAGAGACCAAGCACAGGGUCAGCCAAGCCUGUCUCUCGCCGCUCUUCAGGGUCGUCGCGGUCUAGGCCGCCGUCAACAUCAUCAGCGCCUGCGUCGACAUCUCCGACAUCUCAAAUUGCGUCCUCCGUGGGAGGACGCAAGCAGACAAAAAAGGCGCGGUCCGAUAUCCAGAGCCAGGUCGAUUUUCUCAAGGACGAGAUCGAGAAUGCGCAGUCGGAUAGGAUUACGAGGGAGGAACUGAAGAACGAGCGAUACCUGGUAAAGUACAACCUCGCGCGUCAGGUAAACGAGCACAAAUUUCUUAAGUCCGAACGUGCCGAUGAACAUGUGGAAGCCGCCGCUGCCCACCAACGUUCUUUGGAGGCAAAGAACUCCGAGAUCCGCCUCCGCGAGGCAGAGACCAAGAUGCAUGAUGCAUUGGCACAUGCACAUGCUGAGGAGGCGGCGACGCUCCGCCUUAAGAUUGAAUACGCCCGGCUUACUAAUUCUUCUGGGUCUUGA
This is a messenger RNA of Suillus subalutaceus, 1620 nucleotides long. RefSeq lists its product as uncharacterized. Bases 1 to 1620 code for a protein of 539 amino acids. The record is from RefSeq and is a predicted model, not a curated record. The transcript has 3 exons. Lineage: Eukaryota; Fungi; Basidiomycota; Agaricomycetes; Boletales; Suillaceae.